AUGCCAGCAUCGGUUAAUCUCUUUCUUGUAGUUUCAGGAAGAAUUUCCAAUCCAUCUGGGUCAGGACCAAAGUGUCUGGUGUCAUUGGAGCUGAGACCAACAGCCAGAUCCUUGGAUGAUCUAAUCAGAUUCUCGAUUUCCUUAUCAACAGGAAUCGCCUGGAGCUUGAGUGUAGUAGUUGUGGACGACAUUGCAAUUUUGCCUAAGUUGCGUGCAAUUUCGCACCCUUUAUAUCUGUUUAAUACUGUGGCUACAAGUCAGUGUACUUGGUUAGAUAGCUAUUAUUUGUUGUGGCGUUCAGCCGCAAAGCCGCUGACUUUAAAAGAUUCCACCACAGUUAUUAGUAAUCCGGAUCAACUGUGA
Ogataea philodendri is the source of this 363-nucleotide messenger RNA. RefSeq lists its product as uncharacterized. Bases 1 to 363 code for a protein of 120 amino acids. The transcript has a single exon. NCBI's taxonomy places the organism in Eukaryota, Fungi, Ascomycota, Pichiomycetes, Pichiales, Pichiaceae. The record is from RefSeq and is a predicted model, not a curated record.